Messenger RNA from Aegilops tauschii subsp. strangulata, 1512 nucleotides. The record is from RefSeq and is a predicted model, not a curated record. NCBI's taxonomy places the organism in Eukaryota, Viridiplantae, Streptophyta, Magnoliopsida, Poales, Poaceae.
AUGGAGCACGACUUCUUUCCUGGGCAGCACGUUGUUGACAACGCUCCUAGCGACGCCGUCCAUGAUGCUGCCGGAGAUGACGCCAAUGGAUCAACAAGGCGCGUCGGGGUCGUCAGAAGCGUGGAUCACAAAGACCACAUGGUGCACCUGUCGUGGUUCAAGGCGGCGUCAACGCGACCCGGCAACGAGGCCAGCAGCUUGGAGGUCGAGUGUGACGAUACCGUGAGUGCCUAUGAUCUGGUCAGGGACCCUGACCACUAUGUUGUCUAUGGAGACGUCGUCGUUCGUCUAUCAACCGUCACCGGAAGCACACUGGCGGCGCAGCAACCACAGGCCACGAGCACCCCCGCCGAUGUUCCAUGGGUUGGGCGCGUUGUUGACCUACUUGAGGGCCACGUCCAAGUCAAGUGGAGUGACGGCAGCACGUCGAUGGUGUUACCCCAUGAGAUCAGUGUCGCCAACAAGGAGAGCUACAUGCAACUGCGGGAUGAAAUGGCUGGCUGGGUGGAGGAGGACGAUGUCGGUGCUCCUCAAGAAUUGGAUGCUGCAAACACGGUCAAUGAUCCACAUGAUCCAGCAGAUGCUACAAACGUCAAAGGUGAUGACGGUUCUGUGAAUGAACUAUAUGGCCCUGCUGAAACCAGGCAGAAUGCGGAAGUGCCCAUGCACGCACCCACGGGUAGUAACGAAGAUCCUGAUGUUGGUGGCGCUGCCACCGAGGCCGACCUCGUUGAUCUAGUGACAAGAGGCGAUGGCAGCAGCAGCGGAAAGGGGUCGGUACACGUAAAAAGGGUGCACAAGGAGUGGAAAAUACUACACGACAGCUUACCAGACACGAUCUACGUACAGGCGUUCGAGGACCGUAUGGACCUGCUCCGGGUGGCGAUGGUGGGCGCCAGUGGGACGCCGUAUCAGGAUGGGCUCUUCUUCUUUGACCUGCAGAUGCCGCCGUCCUACCCGGACGUGCCACCGCAAGUCUACUACCACGCUUUCGGCUUCCGUCUGAACCCAAAUUUGUAUACCGACGGUACGGUGUGCCUAAGCCUGCUCAAUACCUUCAGCGGCGAGGGCACCGAGGUCUGGGUGCCAGGGACAUCAAGCCUCCUUCAGGUCGUCGUCUCCAUCCAGGCCCUCGUCCUCAAUAGCCAGCCCUUCUACAACGAGGCCGGCUAUGAGCACCUGAUCGACAGACCAGAGGGCCACCGCCAUGAGCUGCCCUAUAAUGAGAACGCCUUCUUGCUCACUCUCCGGACCAUGAUCCACCUGUUGCGCCGGCCGCCGCAGGGCUUCGAUGGGUUUGUCAUGGACCAUUUCCGCCGACGUGGGAGGUCCGUGCUCGAAACGUGCGAGGCGUACCUGCAGGGAUGCGUGGACGCCGGUCAUGGGAGCAUGGAGCUGCCGUGCUCGACCGGCUUUAGGACCGCGCUUGCAAAUGUCAUGCCCAAGCUCACGACAGCAUUCGCGCAGAUUGGCGCCCUAGGGUGCGACCACUGCACUACCACCAAGCAUUAA